AUGGCCGCUAUUAAGAAAGUCGCAGUAUUGGGCGGCUCUGGAAAUAUCGGACCUUCCAUCAUCAAAGCCCUUUUCAACCAUAACUUUGAGGUUACUGCUAUUACCCGACUUGAGUCCCAAGCCACCUUUGCGGAUGGAGUUGACGUGAAAAGGGUCGAUAUAACCUCCAAGGAAGCAGUUCAAGAAGUACUGCAAGGUCAUGAUGCCCUGGUUUCCGCAAUCUCCCCAGCAGCUCUUGAUGACCAAAAGACAAUCGUCGACGCUGCCGUUGCUGCCAAAGUCCGACGUUUUCUCCCAUCCGAAUUCGGCGUCGACAAUCGGCGCACCUCGGAAAAGGAUAUGGGCUGGAUGGUCGUCAACAAAGUCAAGCUGAACGAAUAUCUGGAUGAAGUUGCUGCGAAGAACAAGUGGUUCAGUUGGACGGGGUUGGCAUGCGGCUUCUUCUUUGACUGGGGCAUCCAAACUCAAUUCAUUCUCGGAAUCAACGCCAAAGCAAAGACUGGAGAAAUCAUUGACUCCGGCAACAAGCCCUAUGCCGCUUCAAACACUUACUUUGUUGGUGAAACUGUUGCUGCCAUUUUGAAGAAGCCGGAAGAAACAGCAAAUAAGUUUUUGAAUGUCUUUUCCUUCAAGACAACUCAAAACGAAGUUUUGAAGAUCUUUGAAGAAGAGUCUGGCUCUAAAUACCAGGUCAGCCAUGUCAAAGGCAGUGACUUGAUAGAAGCAGCAACUGCUAGUGUUGCAAAGGGGGACUACGGGCAGUCGGUUGGUCCUUUUGUUCAAUAUGCCUUUUUUGCCGAUGCAUCUGGGGUCCCUGUUGACCUUGAGGCGAAUGACGGCGAGCUAUUGGGCAUCAAGGACAAGGCUGGGCUACGAGAUAGCAUCAAGCGAGAGCUCAGUCUACUCAACUAG
Molecule: messenger RNA, 912 nt
Organism: Trichoderma gamsii
Lineage: Eukaryota; Fungi; Ascomycota; Sordariomycetes; Hypocreales; Hypocreaceae
Exons: 3
Coding region: 1-912 (303 amino acids)
Molecular function (GO): oxidoreductase activity
Source: RefSeq, a predicted model, not a curated record